Messenger RNA from Gopherus evgoodei (Goodes thornscrub tortoise), 1103 nucleotides. RefSeq names its product apolipoprotein M-like. The record is from RefSeq and is a predicted model, not a curated record. Bases 453 to 1019 code for a protein of 188 amino acids. Gene Ontology annotation, biological process: high-density lipoprotein particle clearance; high-density lipoprotein particle remodeling; cholesterol efflux. The transcript has 7 exons. NCBI's taxonomy places the organism in Eukaryota, Metazoa, Chordata, Testudines, Testudinidae. Gene Ontology annotation, cellular component: very-low-density lipoprotein particle; low-density lipoprotein particle; high-density lipoprotein particle. Gene Ontology annotation, molecular function: lipid carrier activity; phospholipid binding.
CCCACAACCCUAUGGGCGCCAGCCCUGUUCUCAGAGGGGUUUCUGUCCACAUGGGUUUGUUAUUGUAGGGUCCCCUCGUCAGCAUCAGCUGCCCGCCCUCCUCUUGGGAUUGUAGGGUCUCCUGGGUUCAGUGUUAUUGGGGGAGGGGGUCCCUUGCAAACACCCAGCUACAGGCACUGGUUUAUUAUUGUAGGGUCUCCUGUAAGCUCCAUCCCCCCCACACCCCACCCUGUUGUUGUGGGAUCUCCUGGAGGCUCCCAGAGCCCCUCCCUCGCUGCACUGUUUACCAUCGGGCCCCCCUGCCUCAGUAGGCGUUGGGUCGCUCCCAUGCACGGGACUCUGGACUCCAGCAAGUUAAUGAUUAACGUGGGCCGGGGGGUGGAGGGGGCAAAGGUGAGCCAGCCACAGGGACAAGGGCUGGCAGACAGCCCCGAACCCGGCCCCCACCGGCCAUGCUCCAGCGCACCUGGUCCUACCUGCUGUACCUGUAUGGGGCCCUGAUCGGCGUCCUGAGCCCAUGCACCCCCCCUGCCCCGCUGCCAGCCAGCGGGCUGGACCGGGACCAGUUCCCCCGGCAGUACCUGGGCACCUGGCACUUCAUUGCCGCCGCAGCAGCCACCCCUGUUGCCCUGGAGAUCUUCGCGGGCACUGACGGCUCCGUCUUCCACAUGGGGCAGGGUCCCCAGCCCCAGCGCCUACAGCUCCGCGCUGCCCUCCGCCUGAAAUCAGGGGACUGCGUGCCCAGAUCAUGGAUUUAUCUGCUUAACGAAGGGAGCACCGACCUGACCACAGAAGGGCGGCCGGGAAUGAGGACUCAACUGUUCUCCAGCAAGUGUCCAGACACCAUCAUUGUCCAGGAAACUGACCGAGACUAUCAAAGGAUCCUACUGUAUUCCCGCACCCCCCAUCUGGCGGACGACUGCAUUGAGGAUUUCCGGAGCCAAGCCUACUGCCUGGACAUGGAAGAAUUCCUGCUUAUCCCCCGCAGCCAAGACACCUGCCAGCUUCAGGAUUCCUGACUGACCCACUGCCAGCCCCCCAGGCUGCUGCGACUGGCCCCUCUGAGGAAGCACCCCCCCCCCGAAGACUGACCCCUCAUUCGC